UUUCAGCCUGGCCUUGUAAUAAGAUCUUUUGUCUCCCUUUUCCAUUUAUUCAUUUCAAUUUCACUUUCAAUUUCAAAAGCCAAAUUAAAGCAAAAAAAAAAAAGCGCUUAAGUCACCACCUUUAUCAACAUUUUCCACGACUCGACGAGAGAGACCGACUCAACUCCCCUGAACUCAGUAUCUAGGCUUUUCUCUUUCUCUUUUAGCAUAGCGAUUCAGGGCUAGUAGCUAAGAGAAAUGUCUAGAGUGGAAGAUUUAUGGGAGAGAUUAGUGCGGGCCGCAUUAAGGAGCGAAAGAACAAGAUUAGAUGCGCUGGGCAGGCCGGUUGGUGGUGGUGGUGGUGGCAUUGCGGGAUAUGUACCCUCAUCACUUGCUAAUAAUAGAGACAUUGAUGCUAUUUUAAGAGCUGCCGAUGAAAUUCAAGACGAAGAUCCUACUGUCUCUAGAAUUUUAUGUGAGCAUGCUUAUUCACUUGCACAAAAUCUGGAUCCGAAUAGUGAAGGAAGAGGCGUACUACAAUUCAAGACUGGUUUGAUGUCUGUCAUUAAGCAAAAGCUUGCAAAGAGGGAUGGUGGGACCAUUGAUAGAAGUCAGGACAUUGCUCGCUUGCAAGAAUUUUACAAGCUCUAUAGAGAAAAUAACAAUGUAGAUAAGCUGCGAGAAGAAGAAAUGAAGCUAAGGGAGUCUGGCACUUUCAGUGGAAAUCUGGGCGAGUUGGAGCGAAAAACAGUGAAGAGAAAAAGAGUUUUUGCAACUCUGAAGGUUAUAGGAUCGGUACUUGAGCAGCUGACUAAGGAUAUUCCUGAAGAGCUGAAGAGAGUGAUUGAAUCUGAUGCAGCUAUGACCGAGGACCUAAUUGCUUAUAACAUUAUUCCGCUGGAUGCUCCUACUAUAACAAAUGCUAUUGUGGCUUUCCCUGAAGUGCAAGCAGCAGUUUCAGCCUUGAAAUAUUUCCCAGGUCUGCCAAAGCUGCCUGCUGACUUUUCUAUUCCUGCUGCAAGGCAUGCUGAUAUGCUUGAUUUUCUCCAUUAUAUGUUUGGGUUUCAGAAAGACAAUGUAUCUAACCAGCGGGAACAUGUAGUUCACCUCCUUGCAAAUGAGCAAUCUCGCCUUCGUAUACCUGAUGAAACUGAACCGAAAUUAGAUGAGGCUGCGGUACAGAGAGUAUUCAUAAAGUCACUGGAAAAUUACACAAAAUGGUGCAGCUAUUUAAACAUUCAACCUGUUUGGAGCAAUUUGGAGUCUGUAAGCAAGGAAAAGAAAUUACUCUUCCUUUCUUUAUAUUUCCUGAUAUGGGGGGAAGCUGCUAAUAUUAGAUUCCUUCCAGAAUGCUUGUGCUAUAUAUUUCAUCAUAUGGUGAGAGAGAUGGAUGAGAUUUUGAGACAGCAAAGUGCACAGCCAGCAAAUAGUUGCAAUUCUGAGAAUGGCGUGUCUUUCCUUGAUAAUGUUAUUACUCCCCUAUACGAGGUUGUUGCAGCGGAAGCGGGAAACAAUGAGAAUGGACGAGCACCUCAUUCUGCUUGGAGAAACUAUGAUGAUUUUAAUGAGUACUUCUGGUCACUUCAUUGCUUUGAACUCAGUUGGCCAUGGCGGAAGAGCUCAUCCUUUUUCCAGAAACCCAAACCAAGGACAAAGUAUCUGCUAAAAACUGCUGGAAGUCAACGUCGAGGCAAAACUUCGUUUGUUGAGCAUCGGACAUUUCUUCAUCUUUACCAUAGUUUCCACCGUCUAUGGAUUUUUCUCGUUAUGAUGUUUCAGGGACUCACCAUCUUUGCUUUUAAUAAUGAACGCUUCAACUCCAAAACCCUGAGGGAAGUUCUGAGUCUUGGUCCAACAUUUGUGGUGAUGAAGUUUUUUGAGAGUGUAUUAGAUGUUCUCAUGAUGUAUGGUGCUUAUUCUACAUCACGACGUGUUGCUGUUUCUCGAAUUCUUUUGCGAUUUGCUUGGUUUAGCAGUGCUUCAGUCUUCAUAUGCUUUCUUUAUGUGAAAGCACUCCAGGAACAGAGUGAACAAAAUUCAAGUUCUGUCAUUUUAAGACUGUAUGUGAUCAUUAUUGGCAUAUAUGCUGGUGUGCAAUUUUUUAUUAGUUUCCUCAUGCGAAUACCAGCUUGCCACCACAUGACUAAUCAGUGUGAUCAUUGGUCUGUAAUCCGUUUCUUGAAGUGGAUGCGUCAGGAGCGUUACUAUGUUGGGCGUGGCAUGUACGAAAGGACCAGUGACUUCCUCAAGUAUAUGCUUUUUUGGCUUGUUAUUUUGAGUGCAAAGUUCUCAUUUGCCUACUUUCUACUGAUCAAGCCAUUAGUUGAUCCAACAAAGCUUAUAGUGGGCAUGACAGAUAAUCUGCAAUAUUCGUGGCAUGAUCUUGUAUCCAAACAUAAUCAUAAUGCCUUGACUGUUGUCACUUUGUGGGCUCCAGUUGUUGCUAUUUAUCUUUUGGAUAUUCAUAUAUUCUACACUGUCAUAUCUGCCAUUUGGGGUUUCUUGCUUGGAGCAAGAGACCGCCUUGGGGAAAUUAGAUCUUUGGAAGCUGUUCACACACUGUUUGAGGAGUUUCCUGAGGCCUUUAUGAAUACUCUUCAUGUUCCACUGCGCAACAGGACAUCUGAAAGCUCUUCUAGUCAGGCUGUGGAGAAAAGAAAGAUUGAUGCUUCUAGAUUCUCUCCUUUUUGGAAUGAGAUCAUAAAAAGUCUAAGAGAGGAAGAUUAUAUUACCAAUCUGGAAAUGGAGUUGCUUCUGAUGCCUAAAAAUUCUGGAAAUCUUUCUUUGGUGCAGUGGCCCCUUUUUCUUCUUGCCAGCAAGAUAUUCUUGGCAAAAGAUAUUGCUGUGGAGAACAAAGAUUCACAAGAUGAGCUGUGGGAAAGGAUAUGUAGAGAUGACCAUAUGAAGUAUGCAGUCGUAGAAUUCUACCAUGCUCUUAGAUUUAUUCUAACAGAAAUAUUGGAAGGUGAAGGAAAGAUGUGGGUUGAGAGGGUAUAUGGCGACAUUCAAGAAAGUAUUAAGAAGAGAAGUAUUCAUGUUGACUUUCAGCUAAAUAAGCUGCCACUGGUUAUUACUCGUGUAACUGCAUUAAUGGGGAUUCUGAAAGAGCCUGAAACACCAGAGCUGAAAAAAGGAGCAAUCAAAGCUAUUCAAGAUCUCUAUGAUGUUGUGCGAUAUGAUAUUUUUUCUGUCAUUAUGAGGGAGCACUAUGACACAUGGAAUUUACUAUCAGAAGCAAGGUCCGAAGGCCGGUUAUUUACAGACUUGAAGUGGCCUAGAAAUUCUGAGUUGAGAACUCAAAUCAAGAGAUUGCAUUCGCUUUUAACCAUAAAAGAAUCCGCUUCAAAUAUUCCUAGAAAUUUUGAAGCCAGACGUAGGCUGGAGUUCUUCACAAAUUCCCUCUUUAUGGAUAUGCCCGAGGCAAAGCCAGUCCGUGAAAUGCUAUCUUUCAGUGUGUUUACUCCAUAUUAUUCUGAGAUUGUUCUUUAUAGCAUGGCUGAACUUCUAAAGAAAAAUGAGGAUGGAAUAUCAAUUUUAUUUUACCUCCAAAAGAUAUUUCCAGAUGAGUGGAAGAACUUUCUUGCUCGCAUUGGCCGUGACGAAAAUUCCUUGGACACAGAACUCUUUGAUAGUCCUAGUGAUAUCCUUGAACUUCGGUUUUGGGCCUCUUACAGGGGUCAAACAUUGGCCAGAACCGUUCGUGGGAUGAUGUACUAUAGAAAAGCUCUUAUGCUUCAAAGCUAUUUGGAAAGAGCAACAGCUGGAGAUGUUGAAGCUGUAAUUUCAAAUAAUGAUGCAACUGACACUGGGGGCUUUGAGUUGUCUCCUGAGGCACGAGCUCAGGUUGAUCUGAAGUUUACAUAUGUUGUUACAUGUCAAAUAUAUGGAAAACAGAAAGAGGAGCAAAAACCUGAGGCAGCUGAUAUUGCAUUGCUCAUGCAAAGAAAUGAAGCUCUUCGUGUUGCUUUCAUUGAUGACAUUGAAACUUUAAAGGAUGGCAACGUACAGAGAGAGUUUUACUCUAAGCUUGUGAAGGCUGAUAUCAAUGGGAAAGACAAGGAAAUUUACUCUAUAAAGUUGCCUGGAAAUCCUAAGCUUGGAGAAGGAAAACCUGAGAAUCAAAACCAUGCGAUUGUAUUUACUCGUGGAAACGCAGUUCAGACUAUUGAUAUGAAUCAGGAUAAUUAUUUUGAGGAAGCCUUGAAGAUGAGAAAUCUUCUGGAAGAAUUUCAUCAUGAUCAUGGUAUUCAUCCUCCAACGAUUCUUGGUGUUCGAGAACAUGUCUUUACAGGAAGUGUCUCUUCCUUGGCCUCCUUUAUGUCAAAUCAGGAAACUAGCUUUGUUACUCUUGGUCAGCGUGUUCUGGCUAAUCCAUUGAAAGUCCGUAUGCAUUAUGGUCAUCCUGAUGUCUUUGAUAGAGUGUUCCAUAUAACACGGGGUGGUAUCAGCAAGGCUUCUCGAGUUAUCAACAUUAGUGAAGAUAUAUAUGCAGGGUUCAAUUCAACUUUGCGCCAAGGAAAUAUUACUCACCAUGAGUAUAUUCAGGUUGGCAAAGGACGAGAUGUUGGUCUCAAUCAGAUUGCUCUAUUUGAAGGAAAAGUUGCAGGUGGCAAUGGGGAGCAAGUUCUUAGUCGGGACAUUUACAGGCUUGGGCAGCUCUUUGAUUUCUUUCGAAUGAUGUCGUUUUACUUCACUACUGUGGGGUAUUAUUUCUGUACAAUGUUAACAGUGCUGACAGUGUACAUCUUCCUUUAUGGGAAGCUAUAUUUGGCACUUUCUGGAGUUGGUGAACAAAUUCAAGUUAGAUCUGACAUACUGCAGAACGCUGCCCUGAGUGCUGCUCUAAACGCACAGUUUCUGUUUCAAAUUGGUGUGUUUACUGCUGUGCCUAUGAUUUUGGGCUUCAUCUUGGAGCAGGGUUUUCUGAGGGCCAUUGUCGGUUUCAUUACAAUGCAGCUCCAGCUUUGCUCUGUCUUCUUCACUUUUUCAUUAGGCACAAGAACACAUUAUUUUGGUCGCACAAUUCUUCAUGGUGGUGCAAGGUACCAAGCCACUGGUAGGGGAUUUGUGGUCCGCCAUAUUAGAUUUUCUGAGAAUUAUAGGCUCUACUCUCGCAGUCAUUUUGUCAAAGGGCUGGAAGUUGCGCUUUUGCUGGUGGUCUACCUCGCAUAUGGAUACAAUGAAGGCGGUGCACUGUCCUACAUUCUUCUUACAGUUAGCAGUUGGUUUAUGGCUCUUUCUUGGCUUUUUGCUCCCUAUUUGUUCAACCCAUCUGGAUUUGAGUGGCAAAAGACGGUAGAGGAUUUCAGGGAUUGGACAAAUUGGCUUCUUUACAGAGGAGGAAUUGGGGUUAAGGGAGAAGAAAGCUGGGAAGCUUGGUGGGACGAAGAACUGGCACAUAUUCGGACUUUGGGAGGGCGGAUACUGGAGACCAUUUUGAGUCUAAGAUUCUUUAUUUUCCAGUACGGCAUUGUGUACAAGCUAGAUAUACAGGGAAAUGAUACAUCAUUAUCGGUGUAUGGCUUUUCAUGGAUUGUUCUAGCUGUGCUUAUACUUCUUUUCAAGGUGUUCACUUUUAGUCAGAAGAUAUCUGUCAAUUUUCAGCUUUUACUGCGCUUCAUCCAAGGUGUUUCCUUCUUGUUGGCAUUGGCUGGUUUAGCUGUUGCAGUUGUGUUAACAGAUUUGUCAGUUCCAGACAUUUUUGCUUGCAUCUUAGCAUUUGUACCUACUGGAUGGGGAAUUUUAUCUAUCGCUGCUGCGUGGAAACCCUUGAUGAAGAAGCUUGGAUUGUGGAAAUCUAUCCGCUCGAUUGCGCGUCUAUAUGAUGCAGGGAUGGGGAUGCUCAUCUUUAUCCCAAUUGCAUUCUUUUCAUGGUUCCCAUUUGUAUCAACAUUCCAAACCAGGCUCAUGUUCAACCAAGCAUUCAGCAGAGGGUUGGAGAUUUCACUCAUUCUUGCUGGAAACAAUGCCAAUACUGGGAUAUAAUGAUGAGAAGUUCUAACUUUCUAUGUCUUCUUGUGUACUAGUUACUUGGUAAAAUAGUGACAUGGACAUAUUAGCGUCAAAGCCUGACAGAAUGCUUGGCCGUCUGUGUUAACUGCUACUUUUUAGUAUCAGCUUUGCCUAAUGACCUGUUUACCGAUUGAUUAUUGUUGUCCAUUAGUUGUAUUUGUUUUCUUUUUAAAAAAUAUUGUAAUGUAUAGAUAAACAAUUUUGAAUGCGUUAUUUUUGACUUGUAUAUAUAUGAAAUCUAGCGCUACAAAUUAGCUAAUUAACAAAACUUUUAUUGUGGAUCUGGUAAUGCUGAUGAUCAAAACAAAAUUCCUAGCUGUCUCUUAUUUCC
Molecule: messenger RNA, 6322 nt
Organism: Ricinus communis (castor bean)
Lineage: Eukaryota; Viridiplantae; Streptophyta; Magnoliopsida; Malpighiales; Euphorbiaceae
Product: callose synthase 9
Exons: 53
Coding region: 238-5964 (1908 amino acids)
Biological process (GO): (1->3)-beta-D-glucan biosynthetic process
Cellular component (GO): 1,3-beta-D-glucan synthase complex; plasma membrane
Molecular function (GO): 1,3-beta-D-glucan synthase activity
Source: RefSeq, a predicted model, not a curated record